UUUUCGAUUCUUUUAUAACACUCUGCUUUUUGGAUACACAGCUAGAGAGGUGUAUUGUUAUCUGUACAAUUGCUGCCAUUGAUUAUGAUAUGGGAUGGUACUAUAUGAGUUGCAAAAUCUGUUGUCAAAAAGUAUUGUCUGUGCCAAGCGAUCAGAUGGUUUAUGGAAUUCAAAAGUCCCAAGUCAAGAAAAAGUACUACUGCGCCAAGUGUAAAACCUAUCGGCCAGAACUUCUGCCAAGGUACAAUUUACAAUUGGUAGUCCUUGACAAUACUGGCCACACAAAGUUCCUUCUGCUUGACAACCUUGCAGAAGAAUUAUUAGGGAUUCCCUGCGUUGUGUUAUCCGGUUCAUCGGCUGACCAGAUCGAGGACCGCGUUGUCGUCGAAGACAGUUUCCAGUUACGUUGGCUUUUGCGAUGA
Messenger RNA from Brassica oleracea var. oleracea, 422 nucleotides. RefSeq lists its product as uncharacterized. Lineage: Eukaryota; Viridiplantae; Streptophyta; Magnoliopsida; Brassicales; Brassicaceae. Bases 90 to 422 code for a protein of 110 amino acids. The record is from RefSeq and is a predicted model, not a curated record. The transcript has 3 exons.